CUUCUUUCUCAGCUCUCUGUGAAAUUUCAGUCUUUUUCUUAGGUGUUCAUCUCGGUCUCAUAUCCAAACAUGGCUUACGGCACUCUUGAAGUUGUUCUCGUUGAUGCCAAAAACCUCCAUGACACUGGUCUUCUCACUAAAAUGGAUCCCUAUGUCAUUUUCUCUGUGAAGACCCAAGAGAAAAGAAGCACCGUGGCCAAAGGGCAAGGAUCCAACCCGGAAUGGAAUGAAAGCUUCUUAUUCACAGUGACUGAUGAUGUAACCGAGAUACAUUUGAAGAUAAUGGACAGAGAUACCUUAUCCUCAGAUGAUUUUGUUGGAGAAGCAACGGUUCCUCUAGAGCCAGCAUUGCUCACUCACGGCAGCCUUCCACCAACUUCAUACAAUGUUUUCAACAAGCACCAGAAACAUCGUGGAGAAAUCAAAAUAGGCCUCAAUUUCACUCCUGAUCCUCAUCAGAACUGUUGAAGAACCUCUUUUCUUUCUAGACCAUAAGCCGGUGCUGCUGAGGACAGAGCUAUAUAUAGGGGAUGGAAAAAAUCUUCAACGGUUCAUCUUGUAGCAGAGUGUAAUAAUGAAUAAUAUAUGCUCAUUUUUGCUAUCUGAGAGAAUAAUAAAAAAACUUAUUGUACUGUUCUGUA
Argentina anserina (silverweed cinquefoil) is the source of this 641-nucleotide messenger RNA. RefSeq names its product elicitor-responsive protein 3-like. The transcript is spliced from 5 exons. NCBI's taxonomy places the organism in Eukaryota, Viridiplantae, Streptophyta, Magnoliopsida, Rosales, Rosaceae. Bases 70 to 468 code for a protein of 132 amino acids. The record is from RefSeq and is a predicted model, not a curated record.